Molecule: messenger RNA, 1038 nt
Organism: Notechis scutatus (mainland tiger snake)
Lineage: Eukaryota; Metazoa; Chordata; Lepidosauria; Squamata; Elapidae
Product: latexin
Molecular function (GO): metalloendopeptidase inhibitor activity
Source: RefSeq, a predicted model, not a curated record
UUUCUUGCUAGAGUCGACGCCGCCCAGCUCAGGCGCCUUCCUCCAGCCCCGCGCGGAAAUGCGGAGCCUGCUUGGCGGCCCAGGAGCCCCAGCUCGGCUCCUCCAGCUGCUGCUGCUGCUGCUGCUUCCGGCUUCCCUGGGGCUCGCGGACCCGGAGUGGCCACUGCGCGCCGCAACCGGCUCCGCCCAGCCGCUCCUCAAGAAGUUUGGCGGCGGCGAGCAACUCUCCCCGAGCGCCAUGGAGAUCCCGCCGUCCCAUUACCAGGCCAACAGAGCCGCCGGCGUGGUGCUCCACUACGCCACGUAUCAGCGCGGGAGCCCGCACAGCCUGUUCGAAAUGGAGCGAGUGCACCAAGCCAGCCUGGAGGACAUCCCAGAUACUGGGCAUAAAUACCACCUUAAGUUUGAAGUGAAAGAAAGUAUACAGAAUGGCAGCUCCCUGAACUGCACAGCCGACAUACUUUAUCAUCAUGGUGACACACCUGUUGCUCCUGAAAUACAUUAUACUAUGGAAGGGGAGUUUGAGACACAUUCGAAAGAAGCAGAUAACCUAUUCUACAACAGAAUUCUGCACUUGUCAGAACCAUUAGAGACCAAAAAUAUACCAGAUAAUGAUGGAAAUAUGCCAGCAGAAAUGAAGCCUAUUUUCAACUUAGCCAAGGUUGCCUCUGGAUAUAUAAUAUGGCAGAAUUCGACAGAAAACACCUGGUACAAUAUGAUUCAAAUUCAAAACGUCAAACAAGUGAAAAGAAAUGAUGACUAUCUUGAAUUUUCCUAUGAGGUUUUAUUCCAUGAUAUUGCCUCCCAGGAAAUUAUUCCUUGGCACAUGGAAGUUCUAUGGCAUCCACAGCACGGAGUGAAAGUAGCACAGAAUAGUUGCCGGUCAAAGUGAUAUUAAUUAAAUCUUACAUGUUCUUAAACUGGUGAGGUGAUAGCAACUACAUACAGCUAAUAAAAAUACUAUAUGGAGGCUUUAGAUACCCUUCCAAUUCUGUAUAUCCUCCAAGAACCUAAAUAAAAUGUUACACAUUUACACAC